This is a messenger RNA of Zingiber officinale, 974 nucleotides long. RefSeq lists its product as uncharacterized. The transcript is spliced from 2 exons. The record is from RefSeq and is a predicted model, not a curated record. Lineage: Eukaryota; Viridiplantae; Streptophyta; Magnoliopsida; Zingiberales; Zingiberaceae. The coding region runs from base 456 to 830 and encodes 124 amino acids.
UUCCCCUAAAUUCUCUCUCGAACUUUCUUUCGAUCUGGCCGCCGCCGCCGCCGGUGGCCGGAAUCGAUUGCGGUCCACUCCCCGUUCCGUCAGGACGGUCAUUCCCUUGCUAGUGGCCUCGUCUCUCCGAUCUCGCAGUGCAAGUUCUCAGCCUUUGCUAUGGAGACCGAUCUCUCACGCAAGUCAGUCACCCCCUCCUCUCGCGACCUCUGAUCUCGCAGGCUGAUCCUCUGCUUCGAUAUCGCUUAUUAUCAAUCUCUGGCUCGCACGCCGGUCACAGCAUCCAGUUUCCCUAGUCCAUCAGCCUUCAAAUUUGGACGCCUCUACGAUCACGUAGCUCUUGAACACCAUAGAAGGAUAAUUAGGACGAGAAACCCUAUUUCUAUAGUUUUUUUUUUCACUUGUAAGUGGAGAGAAGAGCAGUCUCAGCAGCUCGAACAAUUGUGACUGGAAAAAUGGUGGAUGUAUGGUGGUCAUUGCUAGGGGCUGCAAUUCCAGCCAUCAUAGCGGGGCAAGUCGUCAGAGUAAGAAGGCGACAUGCUGAUGAACAAAGGCUCAAGAAUGCUCGCGGCCGUGAGAACUCUGAUGAAAUCUUCGUCUGCGAGAGAGUCUGUACUUCGAAGAGAAUGCUGAAGAAGGUCGGCGCAUUUUCUAAAGAUCCGAUCCUCGACACGUGUGUCACUGUGUGUGGUGUCUCGGAACUUGAUGCCUGUGCUGAUGCCUGUGCCAGGACUGUCUGUGUUAACCAACACCAAGUGCCCAAUUGGAACGACAUCUGCAUGAAGAGGUGCCAAAGCGAAUGCCUCAGGCUCUCUGCAUCUUCGAUUUGAACGAGCCGAAUCAGUAAUUCAGUUGUAUUCUCGUCCCGUAUUUUGAAUUUAAGAACAAAAAAGGGGGGAAAUUCAUUUAUCUUCUCUUUCAAAAUGCACCUUUAUAAUUUUAAAAUCAUUGAAGUACCUUCAAACACUUUGAAA